Cinclus cinclus is the source of this 1503-nucleotide messenger RNA. It is a transcript of the gene PCYOX1L, whose product is annotated as prenylcysteine oxidase 1 like. Bases 1 to 1503 code for a protein of 500 amino acids. The record is from RefSeq and is a predicted model, not a curated record. NCBI's taxonomy places the organism in Eukaryota, Metazoa, Chordata, Aves, Passeriformes, Cinclidae. Gene Ontology annotation, molecular function: prenylcysteine oxidase activity. The transcript is spliced from 6 exons. Gene Ontology annotation, biological process: prenylated protein catabolic process; prenylcysteine catabolic process.
AUGGCCCCGCCGCCCGCCGCGCUGCCGCUGCCGCUGCUGCCGGCCCUGACCGCGCUCCUGGCCGCGCUCACGGCCGUGCCCGCCGCCCGCGCCGCGCCGCGCUCCAUCGCCGUGGUGGGCGCCGGGCUGGGGGGCUCGGCAGCCGCGUACUUCCUGCAGCAGCACUUCGGGCCGCAGGUGCAGCUGGACGUGUACGAGGCGGCGGGCGUGGGCGGACGCCUGGCCACCGUCACCGUCAACAAGCAGCAGUAUGACAGCCGGGGAGGCUCCAUCCACGCCCUCAGCCUCCACAUGCAGGACUUCGUCAAGAUCCUGGGCCUCAAGCACCGGCGGGAUGUGGCCGGGAAAAGUGCCAUCUUCAGCGGGGAGCACUUUGUCCUGGAGGAGACCGACUGGUACCUGCUCAACCUCUUCCGCCUCUGGUGGCACUAUGGCAUCAGCUUCCUGCGCCUGCAGAUGUGGGUGGAGGAGGUGAUGGAGAAGUUCAUGAGGAUCUACAAGUACCAGGCACAUGGCUACGCCUUCUCCAGCCUGGAGGAGCUGCUGCGCUCGCUGGGGGGUGAGGCCUUUGUGAACAUGACCCAGCGCUCGGUGGCCGAGUCCCUGCUGGAGGUUGGUGUCACCCAGCGCUUCGUGGACGACGUCAUCGCCGCCGUCCUGCGCUCCAGCUACGGCCAGUCCGUGCUGGUGCCCGCCUUCGCAGGAGCCAUGUCGCUGGCGGGAGCCCAGGGCAGCACCUGGGCGGUGGAAGGAGGGAAUAAGCUGGUGUGUUCAGGUUUGCUGAAGCUGACCAAGGCCAAUGUCAUCUCAGCCAGGGUGACGGGCAUCUCCCUGCACAGCUCGGAGGGAAGAGCCCUGUACCAGGUCCACUACGAGAGCACAGAAGGCCAGGGCUCGGCUUUCUACGACAUGGUGGUGGUGACAACUCCGCUGCACCCCAGCAGGAGCAACUUCACCUUCGAGAACUUCGACCCUCCCAUCGCUGACUUUCCCGGAGCCUUCCAUCCCUCCGUCACCUCCGUGGUGCACGGCUACCUCAACUCCUCCUACUUUGGCUUCCCUGACCCCAAGCUGUUCCCUUUCACCAGCAUCCUCACCACCGACACCCCCGACCUCUUCUUCCACGCCAUGGACAACAUCUGCCCCGUCAACAUCUCGGCGGCGUUCCGGCGCAAGCAGCCCCAGGAGGCUGCGGUGUGGCGAGUCCUGUCCCAGCAGCCACUGGACAAACACCAGCUCAAGACCCUCUUCAGGUCCUACUACUCGGUGCAGGUGGCAGAGUGGCCGACGUAUCCCCGCUACGACGCUGCCAAGGCACUGCCACCCAUCGUGCUCCACGAGAACCUCUUCUACCUCAGCGGUGUGGAGUGGGUGGCCAGCUCCAUGGAGAUGAUAGCAGUGGCUGCCAAAAAUGUGGCCCUGCUAGCCUACAACCGCUGGCAUCAGGACCUGGAGAAGAUCGACCAGAAGGACUUGAUGCACAAAGUGAAGACGGAGCUGUGA